AUGUUUUGGCAAGUUCUUCUCGUGAUCGCUGUACCGCUUGUGCUGUGGUGGAGAUUUUCAAGGAAACGAACAGUCAUAUUGCAUGGAAAGGUCCAUCCGAGCUUCGAACAUGUUCGCGAGAAAUUCAGCGCUAUGAUACAACAAGACAACGAAGGCGCUGCGCUAGCAGUCCUCCACCGAGGAAAAGUUGUUGUUCAUUUGUUCGGAGGUUAUGCUAACAGAGAAAAGAACCAACCAUGGAGUGAGGACACAAUGGCAAUCGCCUACUCAACCACUAAGAUCUGGGCAGCCCUGACGUCAGCAAUUCUUGCCGGCCGAGGACUACUGCAUUACGAUGAGAAGGUGUCCACAUUUUGGCCUGAAUUCAGCAAAAAUGGCAAAGGGAACACCACCAUAAGAGAUAUUUUGGAUCAUCGUUUAUUUGUCGCCUAUCGACACGAAUGCGACGCCGGAGAAUUCAACUUGCGUACCAUCACACGUCGCAAGGAAGCCAUCACGACGGCUAAAGCAGGAAUUGAGAAAGCACUUACGACACUUAAAUCACGCUACCAGUCCGUGCUGUUCUACGUUCAGACUCAUAAAGAUCACGAGGAAAUGAAUGCCGAUAUCGAUCAAUUCUGGACAGAGCAGCAAGGAGACAGGAUUAUCGACGAAGCACAGAAUAAGAUCACGGCCCUCGACACUGAACUACUUAUGGACCAGAACAUCCAGACUUCACUUUUAUCGCAGCUCAACAAGGAGAUGAUUGCGUCUACAGCUACUCUGGCUGUUGCAGAAUCACCACGUCCCACAAGUGAUUCGUUACCGCAUGAAGGACAGGACUCUCCUCGACACGUACCAUCUGCGACUCCAUCGAACGAUGCAGAUGUGUCUAUGUUGCAACCGGUUCAACUUCGUCGUGUAGAGCUACCCACGUUUGACGGAGACGUUGCACAAUUUAACGACUUCUGGUGCAGGUUCCGAACGGCUGUUCACGACAACGAUGCUCUUUCGGUGGCUACGAAAUUCAUCUAUUUGACGAACUCGCUCAAAGGAAGCGCUGCGUUGAUAAUUCAAGGAUACGAUCCCUCGAAAUCCGACAAUUAUCAUUUGGCCAUCCAAGCGCUCAGGAGACGAUAUGAUCGUCCACAGUUCACCCACCAUCUAUUCCACCACAAGUUAGAGCAGUUACCACCAUCGUCUUCAGCAUCAUCAAAUCAACGUGACACCCUUUGCCAGAUCCAGUCGUUUAUCUUGCAACUCAACCGUUACGAAGACACCACGACUUCUUUGGCUCUCAUGAAGUUGAUCAAGAAGAAGUUCCCGAAGGAAACCCAGCUGGAAGUGAAUAAGAUGGAACAUCGAUCAGGCAAGACAUGGACGCUGCCAGAACUUCUUGAUGGAUUGAACGAAGUUAUCGAGGAAUACGAGAAGUUGGACGACUACAAUCCAGUCAAACCUUCUUCAGAAUUCAAUAUCAAUCCUGUUGCCACGACCCGCUCCAGAACACCAUCACCGGAGCCUUGGUACGACCCAAGCACGUGUUGUUUCUGCUAUUCACGUAAUCAUGCCUCAACACGCUGCCAUUAUCACAUGUUUCCAAUGUGUCGUCGCGCUGUUGUCAAUGCCCUACGUCUGUGUUGGAAAUGCCUUCGACAAGGACAUGUCAGCAGUACCUGUGACCGUUCCAAUUGUCCUCGUUGCAACGGUUCUCACCAUCGCCUUCUUUGCACUCACUCCAGCAGAAGGAAUUCCUACUCCCCCGUUCGAGGAAGGAAUUAUCAAUCAAGUCGUUCUCGCUCUACCUCGAGGAGCUCGUCACGUAGUUACAUGAGAAGUCCAUCCAGCGAAAGGAGAUCAUCGCGUUCACCAUUCCGUUCUAGUCCCUAUUCCUCAAGACAUUCCUAUGACAGAAGUCCAACAUCGCGUCAUGGAAGGUCAUACAGGACUGAACGUUCGCAACACCAUACUGUUCGCUUCAGAUCUCCAGUACGUGAAGAUAUCUCUCCUCACAGAGACGCUAAUAGACGAGACCGUACUUCACAUCAGGAUUCUCCUGUUUAUGUUGCGACGAACUCAGACGACGAAUACGACGAACUCAUACGCCAUCUGAAAGACCGUCUGAGACGCAACCUCAUGACAGUAGAAGCCUCCAUUGUCGAUGCGCAGAAGAAGACUCCUGUUCCAGUAAUCCUUCUCCUCGACACUGGUGCACAAAGAAGUUUCGUUUCACAGGAUGCUGUCACUAAAUUCCAUAUCGAGGUUUCACAUAUUACUCCGCUUACGACCGUUUCAUUCGGAGCAAUAAGUACAACAGAGCCAUCGGGUAUGGCAGAUGUCCGACUUAUCGACGACCAAGGAAGAAAACUUCAACUUAUUCUGCGUACCAAAGAGCAACUUACAACUCCAUGCUCACCUGUCCGACUUUCACAACAGGACAAAGAAUUCCUUCAGUCGCUCGAUAUUCGGCUCGAUUCUCUCACCUUUGUCGCACAUUUAGCCAACAAGAUCAAGGCUACUCUGAACAUCUUUGAUGCGACACAGUUCCGCCUGAGUAAGGAUAUCUCUGCCUCAGAAUACACUGCUGCCGAAACUCUCCUUCUCAAGGAACAUUACCGAGAAAGCGAAAUGCUUCUUAACCGUAUGCCACUCCAUCGAUUCAAUGCCCACCGUUCGUCAGACGGACUUAUUCGUUGUCCGCAUCGCAUGGAGCAUGCAUACAGUUCAUCGUCUUCAGCUGUACUUCUAAUUCCGUCUCAUCCCUUAACCACCCUUAUUGUACGCCAUGUCCAUGUUUCCCAAUUCCAUUCGGGAGUUCAUGCCACUAUUGCCACACUUCGACGUUCCUACUAUAUUCCAUCUUCAGGAACACCGUGGCCAAAAUCUUACGACUUUGCGUUAUCUGCAAGAAGACGAAUGGAUUGCCCUAUCGAUACCCGGAAAUGCCUAGUCUUCCACCGGAGAAGAGUUCGAAGAUCACGACCUUUCCAGAAUAUCGGUUUGGAUUACCUUGGUCCUUUUCGAUACAAGGACACCUUUACCACCUCGUCCAAGCUAUGGAUUUCUCUGUUCACCUGUAUGUCAACCAGAGCUAUCCAUUUGGAGAUCGUAUUGGACAAUACUGCCCAAGAGUUUCUGUUAGCACUUCGACGAUUCAUCGCCCGAAGAGGCUCUCCAGACCUCAUCCUCACGUUCAAUAUCGAUUACGACGUUAUGGAACGGAUGGAUGCGUCAACGACAACAUCAAUGGACACCACUCCAUCCACGACUACUUCGACGAUGCAAGUAAGGCCUACCAUUACAACGUCUUCAGUCUCUUGUACCAUGUCGUCAGCAUCUUCUCGGGAUUAUGAUCCUUUAUUGCUGUCUGCUAUUGCCCAGUUGCAAGGAAUUUCUCAUGCUGUUCCUUCGAAUCAAGUUGGCUAUCGCCCCAUGUUCCACCCGCGACAUACUGAUCCGACGAAUGCUGCACCAUCCCGUCGUCCUACUCGGAUUCGGACGCCCCAGGAAAUCAUUUCUGAAUUCGCGAAAGGCAAUUUCGAUGUUUCGGAUGUUUCGCUUGCAGCUGAUGACCUUUCUCAGGAUCAGAGCCUUCCACCAUCAGAAAGGCUAUCAUUGCAGAUUGCUCAGUCGCUGACCAUUGCAGCCAACUUCGACUAUACGUUCAGCAUCGAGCAGCUCGCUACAAGAGAUCUCGUCAUGGUAGAUGCUUUUCUACGACACGCGUUUUACGCCACACUUCGCGAUUGGAUUGUUGAAGAAUCCAUUGUGCCGACUCCAGGAGACAUCGACUAUCCGCCUGCUCAGGAAUAUUCCAUCUGUUUAAUCGUGCAGGCCUACAAAGGACUCCAUUCGGCCAAUGAAAAGAUGCGACAGCUUACGAACGACUUGGCCGGACACCCUGAAUAUUGGAAAUCGGAGCAACAACUUGUCCAGCUAUACGAGCAGUAUCUGACGCUGUUCUACAACAUCCAGACGCACAGGAAUACCCUCACUGAUCUGAUCAUUUCUCGAGUCCUCAACCCCAUCGAGGAUAAUAAGCGAUUUGUCGAUAUUCUGAACUAUUACGCUGUUACGUUUGCAGAUAUCAAGCUACUUUGUGCGACAGCUUCUGCAGAGACAGCCACAGCUAUUCUCAAUCUGAAGAAGAUCAAUUCGGCAAUCGCACGUCUUCAUGGUUUGACAAUGCUGCAGUUAUCACCUGCCGAAGCUAUGCAGGUCGACGAUAUUCCAACUGUUCGUCACGCAGCUACUUCACCUAUUCCUACUUUGUCUUCAGCUACCUCUUCUACCCAAACUCCUAUUCCUUCCUACUCUACGGUUGGCCAAUCUACUCAGACGCCAGCACAAGACGAGCCACUCUAUUCAGUUACUUUGUCGACUAGAGCUCGUUCACCAUCUGUCGAAUCUAGAAGAACUACUCGUACUGCCCGACGAAGCCACUCUCGUCGCUCUUCUCCAAUCAGAGUCGACAUGCGUUCCAGACGACGAACCUCACGCAGUUCUGAAAGAAGAUCGGAACGUUCGACUUCGACUAUCACAUGCAGCUUCUGUCACGCUGCCCAUUAUUCUUCAGACUGUUCCACCAUCAGAAGUCUGACUGAGAGAGCCCUGAGAGCAGUUGCCGAAGGACGUUGCCUCUACUGCCUCUAUAUUCACGCGCCAGGCUAUUGUCGUCGCGAUAUAAGAUGCCGAGUGUGCGACGCUAACGACCAUCAUCCAGCACUUUGUCCCCAUAGUCACUAUCUUGAAAGGGACAUCGGCUCAAAUUCUCGAUCAUUCUUCGACGCCAUGUACGUCCUGUACGAGAACUACUAUAUUCGUCAUCCACGGUUCUAG
Messenger RNA from Ostertagia ostertagi, 4818 nucleotides. Lineage: Eukaryota; Metazoa; Nematoda; Chromadorea; Rhabditida; Trichostrongylidae. The record is from the annotation of a GenBank genome assembly.